Molecule: messenger RNA, 1928 nt
Organism: Hyalella azteca
Lineage: Eukaryota; Metazoa; Arthropoda; Malacostraca; Amphipoda; Hyalellidae
Product: glucose dehydrogenase [FAD, quinone]-like
Exons: 11
Coding region: 429-1928 (499 amino acids)
Molecular function (GO): flavin adenine dinucleotide binding; oxidoreductase activity, acting on CH-OH group of donors
Source: RefSeq, a predicted model, not a curated record
CAGGAAUUUCAAAUAAUUCACGGCCUCUUCAUGGAGACAUCGGAGUUUUAUGUACAGCCGAAUCACGUAGCAUGAUAAAUCUCAUAAUUGUUAAAUAUUAAUAUCAAAUUUGCGAAAAAGUGAAAGUUAGAAAUGUUUUUUACAAAAAAUAACAAUUUACAUGAAGAAGAACGUUUAUUGACAAAAUUAGAUGAUUUUUAUCAUAACAAAUGCGAUUAAUUCAAAUGCCAUUACUAGGAUGACAUUUUAGUCGCUUUUGAGUUUUAUAAAAGAGCCAAUUCUGCAAAAUUUCUCGACUUCGUGCAAUUAGCAACGCAGUUUCUGUCAGGGAUCUCUCUUCGAACUCUGUCCAGGCUCUCAAGGGAAGCUUUGUGUGACUUUGAAAAUCUAAUAGAAGCAACGAUAAAAUAAAAUUUCAAACGCUAGUGAUGACGCGUAUGUGGCCAGCGAACAUCCUUUUGAAGGCUAUGGUGGCGCUGUCGACGCUCUUACUGCAGCCGACCGUCUUCCCGACCACGAACGUCGGGGACGACGCCGUCUUUGACUUCAUCGUCGUGGGCGCAGGCUCUGCGGGUUGUGCGCUGGCUGCGCGCUUGUCAGAGGUACGCUCUUGGCAAGUGCUGCUGCUCGAGGCCGGUGGGCAACCGCCUGCCGCCAGCAAGAUUCCAGGUUUCAGCAUCUAUUCAUACAGCCGUAAGAGUAUCUACAACUACUACUUCAUGACGACCAGUCAGAAGAAUGCACUUUACGCCUACGAAAAUAACAAACUUGUUGCGAAUUCGGGAAAAGUCGUUGGAGGCUCGAGCGCGGUGAACUUCAUGCUGUAUUAUCGCGGCAACCGCCGUGACUACGACCGCUGGGCGGCCCUCGGCAACACUGGCUGGGACUACGAUACUGUCCUGCCAUACUACAAGAAAGCCGAGAACUAUGAAGGAAAACUCUCUGCUGAAGACUUGCCGUAUCAUGGUUUGGGAGGACCACUCUCGGUCUCCAACUCGAAUUGGUUCGACCUUUCCAAGUAUGUCUUCGCGGCAGCCAGGGAAAUGGGUUUUAAAAAAAUUGACCCCAACGCUAAAAAGACAAUUGGAUACUUCCUGCCGGAUUAUACCGCAAAGAAAGGCGAACGCCACUCAGCAGCAGAAGCCUAUCUCAAGCCCACCCUGAGCAGACCAAAUCUCUCCCUGCAGACCGAUUCGCAAGUUAUAAGGAUUCUGUUUAACAACAAAAACAGAGCUAUAGGAGUUCGCUACAUGCAAGGAGGUCGGGUUAAACAAGCGUUCGCCCGUAAAGAAGUGAUCAUCAGUGCCGGUGUCAUCAACAGCCCCAAGCUGCUCAUGCUCUCCGGCAUUGGGCCCAAGGAACACCUCAGAUCAGUUGGGAUAAAAGCUCGAGUUGACGUGCCAGGUGUGGGUAAAAAUUUCCACGACCACAUUACCCUGCACGGCCUCUACUGGCUGAUUAAGAUGGGACCAAACGAGGUCCCUGCAGUGCCCUUAAACAACUUAAGCCCGCAAAUCUUGAAGGACUACAAGGAGAAGAGGACCGGUCCUCUGACGGAUCCCCUGUCUCUGGUGGGGGUGAUCCAGAGGAAGCUGGGGGAGGAAGGGGACCCAGCAAUGUCUGAUCUCAUGUACCAGUUUAACCAAUUGCCGUAUUGGGUAGACAGAGGCAUGCUCCAAGCGCGGAUGCGCCUACUCAAGGAUGAGGUCUACCAGGAUUACUUCGCCCCCUACGAGGGCAGGGACGGGUUCGACGUCCAAAUUAUGCUGCAGGUCCCCAGGAGCCGCGGCGCCGUCACCCUCAGGUCCAAGAGUCCCUUCGAGCCUCCUAAUGUCGACCCGAAUUAUUUCGAACAUCCUGAUGAUGUUGAGGAUCUUCUUAAAAGUAUGUUAAUAGUUUUAAUCGUGUUUUCAGAGGGGCUUAUAUAA